Physcomitrium patens is the source of this 2495-nucleotide messenger RNA. Its product is annotated as actin-related protein 5. The record is from RefSeq and is a predicted model, not a curated record. Lineage: Eukaryota; Viridiplantae; Streptophyta; Bryopsida; Funariales; Funariaceae.
CUCCAAAGUUAGAGGCAGAGGUAGAGGUAGAGGUGGUGCUCCUACUGCGAGAUUUCAUGGUGGAGGUAUUAGUGCCCUGAAGGGCAAAAGGAUGUUGCGGUGUGAGUGAGUGACUGAGUGAGUGAGUUUGUGGAGGAUCGAUGCGCAAUAGCCAGCCAUGCCGUCGCAGGUUGUGCGCCGACCAGGCCGCCAGCCGGAUUAUCACUCCAUACCCUUACAAUGUCCGCUGGUCAUCGACAAUGGAGCUUACCAUUGCCGCGUCGGCUGGGCCGGAGAGAACGAUCCUCGACUAGAUUUUCGGAACAUUCUCAACAAACCUCGACAACGGGGAUCCGGUGAAUUGGUGAGUCUUGUCGGUGAGUUUGAUCCGCAGUACGUCAAGCUGUUCGACUUCACACGGUCCUCUCUUCGUAGCCCGUUUGAUGGAAAUGUUGUAUAUCAGUUUGAAACUAUGGAGUGCAUUCUCGAUUAUGCUUUUGACAGGAUGGGUGUUGAUGGAGCUGGGAUUGAGCAUCCAGUAUUGCUAACGGAGGGCGCUCUCAAUCCCCCAUCCUCUCGUAGUCGCAUGGCUGAACUUCUUUUUGAAACGUAUGGUGUCCCUUCACUCGCCUUCGGUAUAGAUGGAGUUUUUGGAUAUGCUCAUAACCAGAAGCAGGGUGUAUGCGAACGCGAUGGGUUACUUGUCAAUAUGGGACAUCAAACAUCUCAUGUCAUUCCGAUUGUGGCUGGGGAGCCGGUAUUGGAGGCUGCCUGCAGAACCCCUGUAGGGGGCUUUCAGGUUACAAGCUACUUGAAGCGACUUCUAUCUCUGCAGUACCCUUAUCAUGUUAGCAGCAUCACAUGGGAGAAGGCGGAAGAGCUAAAGCAAGAGCACUGCUACAUUGCCGAAGACUAUCAUGAGGAGCUGAGCAUUUUUGAGAAGGGCGGCUCAGAUGCUGAGGCCAAGACAAGAUAUUGGCAACUGCUAUGGACACCACCAGCACAGAAGGAACAGCCUAGUGAGGAGGAGUUGGCUAGAAAGGCAGCUAUCAAGGAGAAGCAAGGCCAGCGAUUACGUGAUAUGGCCAAUGCCAAACGUGAAUCAAAAAUUGCUGAUUUGGAGGCGAAUGUCCAAGGACUAGAGUAUCUGCUACAGGAGCUGGAUGACGCGGAAGAUGAAAAGCAGGAAUCUUCCAUCCUUUUGCCAUCUGGAUAUAAUUCCAGACUUGAGGUGCAGGCUGCCCUUACAAAAGUCUCGGCCUCACUUCGAAAGGCCAAGGGACAACCUGCGGAGACUAACCCAGCAGAGGAAGAUAUGAUUUCCUUGUCAGAACGAUACCCCUUGGUUGACAUUCCGAAUAGCCAGCUUACAGCAGAGCAGAUUAAGGAGAAAAAAAAACAGAAGUUUUUGAAGAUGACUGCAGAAGGUCGAGCUCGUGCUAAACAAAGAAGACACGAACUCUCCUUACAGCGUGAACGUGAACAACAGUUAGAAGAGGACCGUCGCCUAGCAAAUCCAGAAGCGUACUUAGAGGAAUUGCGUUCUAGACAAGCUGAGCAGCAGGCCAAGGUGGAACAACGCAAGCGUCAAAAGACAGGUGUUGGGCCAGGAGGUACUCCUGCGUUGGUUUCAACUGGUGGUACCGGUGGCCGUGGGGAGAGGUUGAACGCAGUCCAGAAAGAACGUUUGAAACUUUUGACAACAGCAGCAUUUGACAGAGGGAAAGAGGAGGAUACUUUUGGUAUGCAUGAUGAAGACUGGCAACUGUACAAACGCAUGAGUAAAGAUGCAGAUGAUGUUGACGAAGCUGAUGAUGAAGAUGCCGAGCUUGCCCGGCUCACUAGUCGACUUCAGGAGCUGGACCCUACGUUCGUACCCUCAACAACAUCCAACCUGGGCGCUCAUGCUUCAGCUCCAGACUCGCUGCAACAGGGGCCACUUACUGCCGAAGAUUUUCGGAUAUCAUUGGGGGUGGAAAGAUUUCGAUGUCCUGAAAUUACAAUGCAACCAGCUAUGAUAGGAGUUGACCAGGCAGGUGUAGCGGAAAUUGUUAGUGUUGCCCUCAGGCGCUUGCCACCACAAUUUCGGAGCCAAGUUCUGAACGGGUCGAUUCUUCUAACUGGAGGUAGCUCUCUCUUCGAAGGCCUAGACAUGCGAAUGCUUGCCGAAGUCCGGAAGACCAGGGCUCUCGGUUCUCAGAUUAAAGUAGUGAGGGCUUUGAAUCCUUUACUGGAUGCUUGGCGUGGUGCAUCUACUUUUGCUUCGAAGUCGUUUGAGAAAUACUCCUUCACCAAGGCAGAUUAUGAGGAGAGAGGUCCUGAAUGGUUGCGGUACUACAAUCUGAAGUACUCGGUAGGAGGCUUUAGUGCAUAGUUCUAUGAGACAUCCUUUUAACCAGGUCAUUUAAAUUUUUUAGAUCUUUGUUCAUUUACAAGACAUUUGUUAUAGAUUAGUCGCAACCCCUCAAAUGGUAUGUAGGACAGGUUUGUAAAGUAAAGACUUUCUUUUGAGUCAA